Fusarium keratoplasticum is the source of this 1734-nucleotide messenger RNA. RefSeq names its product Eukaryotic translation initiation factor 3 subunit D. Gene Ontology annotation, cellular component: cytoplasm; eukaryotic translation initiation factor 3 complex. Gene Ontology annotation, biological process: translational initiation. Lineage: Eukaryota; Fungi; Ascomycota; Sordariomycetes; Hypocreales; Nectriaceae. The transcript has 3 exons. The record is from RefSeq and is a predicted model, not a curated record. The coding region runs from base 1 to 1734 and encodes 577 amino acids. Gene Ontology annotation, molecular function: translation initiation factor activity.
AUGGGCGACUCUCUCGACUACGUCAAGAUCUGCGAAGCCUGCCCCCCCGGCGACGGAUGGGGUCCCUCGGUCACCACCGAGACCACCCUCAACGGCGUGCCCUAUGCGCCCUUCUCCAAGGGUGACAAGCUGGGCCGCAUGGCUGACUGGACUGCCGAGGGCAAGGACCGUGAGCGUGGCGGACGAGCGCAGUACAACAGGAACUUUAGAGAUCAGCAAGUUUAUGGCUCCAGCCAUGCCGUCACCUUCAAUGCUCCUCCCGCCGAGGACGAAUCCACCUUCUCCGUCGUCAGCAACGUCCGAGACUCGACCAAGACAAGAUACGGCCGCGGUGCCGUCUUCACUCGUGGCCGUGGCCGUGGCCAAGGCCAGGCCGGCGGCGCCCGAGGCGGACGGACCCAGCUCCAGAGGACCGGCGCCGGUGGCCGACAGGGCUACGGCGGCUACGACCGGGGCGGCCGGUCCAACACUGGCGCUCGCGGUCGCCGCUUCGGCUGGAAGGACUAUGACAAGCCUGCUCGCAACCGCGAUGCCAGCAUCAACGUCAAGGCCGAGUGGAAGCUGCUUGAGGAGAUUGACUUUAACCGCCUGGCCAAGCUGAACCUCGACACCGACGACGGCGAGGAUAUCGACGACUACGGCUUCCUCUACUACUACGACCGCUCCUACGACAAGCAGCCCGUCAAGGGCGCCGAGAGGAAGCUCACCCCCAUCGACCGAGCCGCCUACAACGUCACCACCUCUUCCGAUCCCGUUAUCCAGGAGCUCGCCGAGAAGGACGAGGCCACCAUCUUUGCCACCGACAGCAUCCUCUCCAUGCUCAUGUGCGCGACCCGCUCCGUGUACCCCUGGGAUAUUGUCAUUUCUCGACACGGCAACAAGGUCUUCCUGGACAAGCGCGAUAAUGCCGCUCUCGACAUGGUGACGGUCAACGAGAACGCCAUCGACGCUCCCCUGGAUGCCGCCGACGGCAGCAAGGACACCAUCAACCAGCCCAACGCCCUCGCCGAGGAGGCCACCUACAUCAACCACAACUUUGCCAACCAGGUCGUCCACGAGAGCGACUCGUCCAAGGCCACCAUGGCCCACGCCAACCCCUUCUACAACUCCUCCGAGGACACCGACCCCCCUGCCAGCAAGGCCUACAAGUACAGGCGGUUCGACCUGUCGACCAACGAGGAGGAGCCCGUCCACCUGAUCGUGCGAACCGAGGUCGACGCGGUGCAGAAGAACGCCAUCAGCGGCGACGACCAGCUCGUCAGCAUCCACGCCCUCAACGAGUUCGACAGCAAGGCCCAGGGCAGCGGCGGCGCCCUCGACUGGCGAAGCAAGCUCGUGACCCAGCGCGGUGCCGUCGUGGCCACCGAGAUGAAGAACAACAGCUGCAAGCUCGCCCGAUGGACGGUGCAGAGCAUCCUGGCCAAGGCCGACUUCAUGAAGCUUGGUUUCGUCUCUCGUCUGAACCCCCGCUCCAACGACAAGCACGUCGUCCUGGGCGUUGUCGGCUGGAAGCCCCGCGACUUUGCCAACCAGAUGAACCUGUCCCUCAACAACGGUUGGGGUAUCGUGCGCACCAUUGUCGACAUGUGCCUGAGCAGCCCCGACCAGGAGGCCAAGUUCGUCCUGGUCAAGGACCCCAACAAGUCCAUCCUCCGUCUGUACGAGGUGCCUGCCGGCAGCUUCGACGAGGACGACGAGGAAGAGGUGGAGGAGCCUCAGGGCGACGACGAGUAA